This is a messenger RNA of Orbicella faveolata, 834 nucleotides long. RefSeq lists its product as uncharacterized. Gene Ontology annotation, biological process: monoatomic ion transmembrane transport. The record is from RefSeq and is a predicted model, not a curated record. Gene Ontology annotation, molecular function: extracellular ligand-gated monoatomic ion channel activity; transmembrane signaling receptor activity. Gene Ontology annotation, cellular component: membrane. Lineage: Eukaryota; Metazoa; Cnidaria; Anthozoa; Scleractinia; Merulinidae.
AUGUACCCAAUUGGCCAUUUUGGAGUUGUGCAGGGAACUGGGGUGUGUUUUUCAUUUUCUAUUCCACCAAACGACGCUUCUAUGCGACUGUGGAUUGAUGGUUCCUUGUUAGUGUCCGCCGUUAUGUUUCAUGCCACUGUCAGUGAACAAACUCCUGAUACCCCGGUGUCUAGUCAUGAAGGAAAGUAUUUUAGGGUGAAAUCAGCUUUUAACUUUGCUGCAGAUCUUCAAGACUAUCCCUAUGACAACCAAACAUUGAAAAUUGUCAUCCAGGACAUGGAAAUGACUGCAAAGGAGCUCAGGUGGAAAGUAAUGCAGGGCUCCGAUGACAGCGAUUUCAAAUAUCGUGGUGGUGUAUCUCCUACUCUUAACUACACUGGCUGGUUGUUUGACACUAACUCUUGGUCACAGAUGGUGUAUGAAAGAUAUAAUCCAUUUUUGGAUCAAGGCGUUUCUCGUUACGAAUUUCUCUUUCACAUGAGAAGACACAAGCGAGCCGCGUUUUUCAAGAUAUUUUUACCGCCAUUGUUUAUAGUACUUGUGGUAAGUGUAGUAAAAACGUUGGUUAAGGCCUUUCUCUGCUCGCACGCGUGUGUNUUCUUCUUCUUUCUCUACUACGUGAAUUUAUCUCUGUACCAUGUACUGCUUUAUGAACUUCUUGUCGCUGUCUUGUCGCUCACACUUAACAGAUUCGUCUCUUGUCUCAAAUCCCGUUUGUUCAGGUUACUAAGGUUUGACAGAUCAUCUGGUACGAGUUGUCAAACGCCACUGGAAGAAACUGCUAAUACGCGAGGCGAUGGGUAUUUUCAACUAACACAAGAUGAGAAAAAGUAG